Molecule: messenger RNA, 3632 nt
Organism: Tachysurus fulvidraco (yellow catfish)
Lineage: Eukaryota; Metazoa; Chordata; Actinopteri; Siluriformes; Bagridae
Gene: gart
Product: phosphoribosylglycinamide formyltransferase
Exons: 22
Coding region: 170-3211 (1013 amino acids)
Biological process (GO): adenine biosynthetic process; 'de novo' IMP biosynthetic process
Cellular component (GO): cytosol
Molecular function (GO): ATP binding; phosphoribosylamine-glycine ligase activity; phosphoribosylglycinamide formyltransferase activity
Source: RefSeq, a predicted model, not a curated record
AGCAGGAGGCGGAUACCCUUAACUCCAAUCCUCUCUUAUGAGGUGGGGUUUCUUUUCUGGUGUAAAACACGUGUCUUGAUCCCCCAGUUUGUCUGCUGCUUGUCUUAAAGUCGCAAAACUCUACGCUCUACUUUUAUCUUCACCUAGAAUAAGAAGUAGACUGUUGGCCAUGGCUGAGCGUGUGCUUGUUAUUGGGAGUGGUGGACGCGAGCAUGCGCUGGCAUGGAAGCUGGCUCAAUCACCUCAUGUCCAGCAAGUCCUAGUUGCCCCGGGUAAUGCAGGCACAGCCAACUGUGGAAAGAUCUCCAACUCCGCUGUGAGUGUCAGUAACCACACCAUCCUGGCCCAAUAUUGCAAAGAUCAUAAUGUGGGACUGGUGGUGGUUGGUCCAGAGGUUCCCUUGGCUGCAGGUAUGGUAGAUGAUCUGACUGCAGCAGGUAUAACAUGUUUUGGACCAUCUGCAAAGGCUGCACAGCUGGAAGCAAGCAAAAGUUUUGCUAAAGGUUUCAUGGACCGUCACAGCCUCCCCACAGCCCGCUGGAGCGCCUUCACUGACCCUCAGGAGGCCUGCAACUACAUCCGAGAAGCCGAUUUUCCAGCACUGGUGGUUAAAGCCAGUGGUCUUGCUGCCGGUAAAGGAGUGAUCGUAGCGAAAGAUAAGGAUGAGGCCUGUCAGGCAGUGCUGGGCAUCAUGAAGGACAAGACAUUUGGUGCUGCUGGUGAUACUGUGGUGGUGGAGGAACUGCUUGAGGGAGAGGAAGUUUCAUGUUUGUGUUUCAGUGACGGCACCACGGUAGCUGCUAUGCCUCCAGCACAGGAUCACAAACGCCUGCUGGAUGGAGAUCAGGGUCCAAACACGGGGGGAAUGGGGGCUUACUGCCCCACGCCACAGGUCUCUGAGGAGAUGCUUCAACAGAUUAAAACCUCUGUGCUACAGAAGACCGUAGAUGGCAUGAAGCAAGAGGGUGUGCCGUAUGUCGGUGUGCUGUAUGCAGGGCUCAUGUUGACUAAGCUGGGACCAAAAGUACUGGAGUUUAACUGCAGGUUUGGUGACCCUGAAUGUCAGGUGCUGCUGCCCCUGCUGAAGAGUGAUCUGUACGAGGUGCUGAAGAACACAAUCCAAGGCAAACUUGCCUCCAGUCCUCCUCUCUGGCUGGAAAACAGUGCUGCAGUUACUGUGGUUAUGGCCAGUGAAGGCUAUCCAGCAGCCUACAAGAAAGGAGUUGAGAUCACAGGACUGUCUCAGCUCACAGAAAUGGACCUGCAGGUGUUCCAUGCUGGCACUGCACUGAAGGAAGGGGGUGGAGUCGUGUCUAGUGGUGGGCGUGUUCUGACGGUCACAGCGGUUCGUCCCACUUUGGAGAGCGCCCUGCUCGGCGCGAACGCGGGCGUGGCUGCUGUCGGCUUCCCAGACGCAGUGUACCGGCGCGACAUUGGCCACCGUGCCAUCAGCUUCCUCACUCGUUCCAGAGGACUGACAUAUAAAGACAGUGGAGUGGACAUAGCAGCCGGGAACAAGCUGGUGGACAUCAUAAAACCUCUAGCCAAGGCUACGUCUCGCUCAGGAUGCAGUGCUGAGCUCGGAGGCUUUGCUGGCUUGUUUGAUCUAAAAGCUGCUGGAUUUGUUGACCCCAUACUCGUAUCUGGAACUGAUGGAGUUGGCACCAAACUAAAGAUCGCACAGGCGUGCAACAUCCACGGCAGCCUCGGCCAGGAUCUGGUAGCCAUGUGUGUGAACGACGUCUUGGCUCAGGGAGCAGAGCCGCUCUUCUUCUUGGACUAUUUCUCUUGUGGGCAGCUGGAUGUGGCCGUGGCUUCCUCUGUGAUUCGUGGGAUUGCUGAAGCUUGUCAAAUGGCGGGUUGUGCAUUACUGGGUGGUGAGACGGCUGAAAUGCCAGGAGUAUACGGUGCAGGAGAAUACGACCUGGCAGGGUUCUGCGUCGGUGCUGUUGAACGCAACUCCCUGCUCCCCAGAUUAGGAGACAUUCAGGAAGGGGACAUGCUGAUCGGUGUGGCGUCCUCUGGACUGCACAGCAACGGCUUCAGUCUAGUGAGGAAGAUUCUGGAACGAGACGGACUUCAGUAUAGCUCUCCAGCUCCAUUCGGACCAUCAGGACAAACCGUAGGUGAGGUUCUGCUCACACCUACUAAAAUCUAUAGCCGUCUUCUCCAACCAAUCUUACGCAGCAGAGCUGUGAAAGCCUACGCGCACAUCACUGGAGGAGGACUGCUGGAGAACAUUCCAAGAGUUCUGCCUAAAGAGCUGGCUGUGGACAUGGAUGCCAUGCAUUGGCGGAUUCCUCCCGUUUUCUCGUGGCUCCAGAAGGAAGGCGUGCUCUCUGAGGAGGAAAUGAGUCGCACCUUCAACUGUGGCCUCGGAGCAGUGUUGGUGGUGGGCAAGCAGGACGCACAGAGGGUACUAAGACAAGUGCAGGCUCAAGAGGAGGCUUGGAUUGUGGGCUCGAUCACACACAAACUGCCGGGUGCAGAAGCUGUGGUCAUUAGGAACCUGGAGCACAGUCUGAAAGCGGGUCCAAACCCGUCUCCUGACACCAGCGCAGUGCAGAACGACGCGUCUCCGAUACAAUCCAGCUCUCGCAGGAGGACCAAAGUGGCUGUGCUGAUCUCAGGGAUGGGCACCAAUCUGCAGGCACUGAUGGAACAGACCAAGAAGACCUCAAGUUCUGCUGAGAUUGUGGUGGUCAUCUCAAACCGUCCAGGCGUGCUGGGGCUGAAGAGAGCGUCUAUGGCAGGCAUUCAGACACGGGUGGUAGACCACAAGCUGUAUGGCAGUCGUGCGGAGUUUGACAGCACCAUCGACCGUGUUCUGGAGGAGUUUGGAGUGGAGCUGGUGUGCCUCGCUGGCUUUAUGAGAAUCCUCACUGGGCCCUUUGUCAGAAAGUGGAACGGCAAGCUGCUGAAUAUCCAUCCAUCACUGCUGCCUUCCUUCAAAGGUGUGAACGCACAGAAGCAAGCGCUGAUGGCUGGGGUUCGGAUAACAGGCUGCAGCGUGCACUUUGUGGCUGAGGAGGUGGAUGCAGGAGCCAUCAUCGUACAGGAAGCUGUUCCCGUUCUGACAAACGACACAGAGGACAGUCUGUCCGAGCGCAUCCGGGUGGCCGAGCACCGGGCCUUCCCUGCUGCGUUAGAGCUCGUAGCCAGCGGAGCGAUGAGACUCGGAGAAGAUGGACACAUCAUCUGGAACCAGUAGCAUAGGCGUUGAGAGAAAUAUUCAGAUCGGAGAUAACGUGGUAGCUCAUGGACAAAAAAAAAGUACCUUUGAUUCUCAAUUAGUCUUAAUCCCACUGUGUUAGUCAUGUGUUAACUUUAGUGUGUCGUACAUUCUGCUCCAUGGAUGGACACCGACUGAAACUGUUACAUUCCAAACGGACUCAAGAAAGCAGUUAUGUUAGUAACUUAGCUGCUGUUAAGAGUCCACUUUCCCCAUUGCUCUUAUUGUGAUGCGCAGUAACGGAUUUGCAUGACAAAUUAGAAGUCGUCAGUUUCUCCACAUUAAUGGCUGGUGAGAAACUGCAGUAAAUUGUUGUUAAUGUUCUUUGCAUGUAAAAGCUGAAAUGUAAAAUGCCUGCUACUGAUUAUAUUAAAGCUUCACCUCUUCUUCUUGUACUACA